UAUAAACUGACAUUAACCUCAAUGUUUGGGUGGAUAUGGAAUCCAUAGAUAAACUAGUGGAAUCAAAGUAUGUUAUCAAAAACAUUAGACAUAAUUGGCAAUAACGAAUUAAAAAAGCUUAUGGAAUAUAUGUCGGAAAUUCCAAUAAUGUUCAAAUUUGAAUAAUCGAGGCAUUACCGUCGUCAUCAGAACAUGAGUAAGGAUCUAUGAGUUUCAGAAAAAAAACUAUGCAUUUAGAAUUUUGAGUUAAGUCUACCAAAAUGAACUAUUCCAAAGGCUCUCCUAGAAAAGAUUCUGGCAGUUCAACUCUGAAUUGCAAUCAAUCAUUGUUUAUGGAUGAAUCCAGUGAAGACCUCGAAAAUUAUUUAAAUACUCCAUUACCCAAAAAUUCAUCUGUUGGGGAUGGAGAUGAGAUCCUAUAUUUUGAACAAGAUAUAGAAUGUUCAACUAUAAAUGCCCUAAGUAAGAACAUCAAGGGAAAAUUCCACAGGAGCUCCAAGGAUUCUAAAAAGAAUAAGUUUUUCAAAAGUAAAUCUUCAGAGGAAAAGCCAACAGUUCAUUCUAAUGAGAUACCUAUGAUAAACGAGGCCAUGAAGAAAAUUCUCAAAGAUACUCCUUGUAAACCACAAUUGAAACAUUCUCCAAAAGCAUUGAAGACAUAUUCUAACAAACAUAAAGAUAAAUCUCUUGUUGUUGAAAGCUUUGGUUUACCCGACGAACCUUUUGUGUCAGUAGAUACCUCUAAUUUGAAUGAGCAGGAUUCAAUUGAUUUAGAUGCAAAAACUGAUGAUGACAGCUUUGAUAUUUCUUCCUUAUUCAGUUCAUGGAUAUUCAAUCAAACAGAGCCUUCAGAAAUCAAUAUAAAUGAAGAUUUUCGAAGGAAAUCUUUUUCUACUAUUCAGAAUAUUCCUUUAGGAGAAGCUAGCGUAGAAACUGAGGUUAGAGAAGGUUUCAAUUUUGAGGAAGAUGUGUUGAUUCCAGAUGUGAAAUCUUCAACCAAAAAAAAUAUUAUUGAUGGCAAAAGAUGCCCAGUAGUUUUUUUAAAACCCUUUAAUUUCAAUGAUAUCAGACAAUUCGAAGCAAAUAAUUUGUCUCCUCUGAAAAAUAGGAAACAAUCGCUUUUGGAGCGUUGGAAUAAAUUCCAUUCUAAAUUGAAUGACUCCAUGUUAUCUGAUAAGAGUGAAGUUUCUAAAUCUAAACCGCAAAUUAAAACUUCCAAUAUUGUAAAAUGUGUUGCCAGUAAGACUUAUUCAAGAAGAAGUACUCGUUUGAAUAAUUUGUCGGUGGAUUCGGAAGGUCUUGAUAAUACCAGUCACUCUAAGGAAACUCAUAAUGCAUCUAAUAUAAAGGAGCAAAACUUACUUCAUAACUCAUCAAAGAAGAUUGAAGAAAAAGAGGAAAAAAAAACUGAAGAACCAAUUUCAAGUAAAUUCCCAGUCUUUGAUAUUUUAUCUCCUAGAAGGUCAAUGAGAAGAAGUGGACAACAGGCUGUUGAUCCACUUUCAGUCAACACUUCCAAGCAAAUUGGAAAUAACAAAGAUCAUCCAAAAGUCAGUCCUUCAAAACUUCAAAGAGUUAGCUUAACUAAACAUAAGACAGAAAAUGUUUCUAAAAAUGAUAUUGCAGCAAAACGAAGUUUCAAAUUAGAUAAUACAACUAGUGAUAAAAUGAAAAAUGAGGGUAUCAUUGAAGAAAAAAGUUCAGAGCAGAUUUUAAUGAGGAAUAUUGAUGUUUUAAAUGCAUCGCAAAUCAGUUCAAGAAUCUCGAGUAAAACUUCUCCAGUUAAAAAGUUGUCCAACCAGAAGGAUACUGAUGUUCAUCAGAACACUGAUACAUCUGUAAGGAAAUCUCAUCGUUUGAAACCAAAGUCUGAUAAAAUUUCUGUAAAUCCAUCUGGGACAUCAUGCACCUUGGAAAAUGCAACAAAUAUGGAAGUGUGUUCUGCAGACUCAUCAUUAAAUGAAACAGAUGCAAAUAUGAAUACAUCUAUCGAGGAAGGAGUGGUUAUCAGUGAAUUAGAUACUAAAGCAACUGUAAAAAAACGAAGAGGAAGGCCUCCCAAAGCAAAGGUGGGACUUGUGGGGACAUCAGUAUUAUCAGAACCUUUGGAGAAUGGAAUUGCUAAUGAUAAACUGAGAAAACAUACGAAAAAAGAUGAGGAAGAAAUAUCGACAGAGUUAUUAGUAAUUCGAAGAAGUAAUAAUGAUGAAAAGGACAAAGGCGAGUUAAAAGAGGGCAAGAAUUCAGAUAUUUCCAAGCAAGGAUGCUUUAAAAUGGAUGACAACAAUAUUUUAUUGAAAAAUAGUAAUUUUCUGAAACUUGAUAGUCAAUCUCAAAACAACGGGAAAGAUAUUCAAAAUAAAAUCAAACCUAUCAAUAAAAUUGUUUUGAAUGGAAGUAAUGAUUCUAAAAAUAAUGAUGAGACUACUUCUAUUCCACAUAUACAAGAACCAUUGAAAAGAAAAAGGGGUAGACCUAGGAAAAUAAUUAUCGGACUUAAGGAACCUGAACCAAAAUCUAUAACAGAAUCAACUGACAAAGAAAUGAAACAUGCUAAUUCAGAUAUAUUGAAUGAUAUCAAUCAUGAAACUAAAACUGAUAAAUAUUCAAAUAUAAUGAAAUCUCAGGAUAAAAUACGUGAUAAUACGGAUGAAGCAAAAAAGAAAGAAGAGCAAGAAAGUUCUACAGUAUUAAACCAUUGUGAAAAAAAAGUUGUAAGCCAAACCAAUGGCAUUUCAAAUAAAUUAUUAUGUAAAACUAGUGAACCUUUAGGAGAUGUAGCAGAAAAUAAACAUUUUGAUGGAAUUUCUGAUGAAGCAACUGAACCUUGCAAGGAAAAAAAACAGAAGGUCUCUAAAGAAUCAACUGAAAAUAUUGAGAACAUCUCGAACUCUUUAGUAAAAGAAAAGAAAACAUCCGAGAUAUCCAUACCUGAAAAACCAUCUGAUCAAGAAAAUAAAUCAGAGACAAAAAUCAAAAUAGAUCAAAAAACUGAGAUCAAGUCAGACUAUUUGGAACAAUGCAACAAAAGUAAUGCGAUAAAUUAUGAUUCGAUGAAUGAAAAAAAAGAAGUUGAUGAAGCAUACUCAACAUCUACUAAACUUUUGGAUAAAUCUGAAAGUAUAGUACAACCUCCAAAUGAUACUAAAACUACCGAGAGGUACUUUGAUUUUGGAUAUGAUAUUCAUAGGAGAACGUCUUUCCGCAAAAUUUUGGAAAGGGUAAUGGAAGCUAGUAGGUUAGAAAUGGAGACGAUGAAAUCGGGAGAGCUGAGGACCCAAAGGUGCAAGUCUGUUCCCCAUGAAGAGUUCCACUGUGGCAGAGAAGCCAGUGAUAUAUACUUCAAAACAUUCUCGGCAGAUUCUAAACUGAAAUAUUUGAAAGAUAAGAAGAACGCAAAUUUAAACAUAAAAAACGUGGAUUUUUCGAAAGUUAGGAAACGUUUGGAUUACAAUAUAGUUUCAAAAUCUCAAGACAGUAAUUUUUCGAUGAGAAAAAGGACGAAAUCAUUUCAUGCAGCUGUUGUUGGAUCAAAUGAUAAAGCUAAAUAUACAGAUAUAGAAACAAGUUUUAAACCUAUAUCAAAUUCAAUAAGACAAAAAGAAGAAAUAAUUAAAGAUAUAUCACUCAUAGUUAGUGCACAAAGCAGUUCGGAAAACGUUACAAAAGAGAUUGAGCAAACUAACACAGAUAGUAAUUGUGAGAAAGAUAUAUGUGAAGAAAAAUCAAGGAAAAACAAUUCUGUUUCGGGACAAAUUAUUUCUACUAAUUCCGCAGAGAAAAAUUUAGAUCAAAAUGAUUUAGAAGUUGAAAAUUUACUGUUGGGAAAAAUAUCGUCUGAUAAAUUUUAUGAAAGAAGAAGAUGCAAGUCAUUUUCAGAAGCCAGCCAUCGAAAUAAGGUGAUACCUAAGAGUAAAUCAGUUAUGAAGAAAAAAUUGAAAAAAAAUAGGGCUGCUGAUGCAGUGGAGAGUCCCAUUUUGAACAAUAUCAAGAAAGUUCAUGAAUUCAAAGUGGGAGAUUUAGUUUGGGGCAAGAUAGGCAAUUAUCCAUAUUGGCCAGGAUUGGUAGUUGAGGAUCCCGAAACAUCAGAUUUCAAAAAAAUAAGGCUAUUAAGGACCACUCCAUAUUAUCAUGUUCGAUUUUUUGGGGACAAGGGUAAAAGAGCUUGGACAUUGCAUUGUAUUCCGUUUGAGACUGCGGAUGAUUUGGAUGUAUUGAGGGAGCAAUCUCGUGCUGAGGGGGCUCAAAGUUCCGAUUUUGUGGUCAGAGCAUCACAUAAGGAAAAGUGGAGAAGAGCCGUCAAAGAAGCAGAAACGGUUAAAAACGAACCUGUUGAGAAAAAAUUAGGGUUUUUCGAUCGUAUAUUGUCUAGUAAAGAAAUUCUUGAAGACAGGAAUGACUUUGAAUCUGAAGAUAACCCUAAAGAAAGUUUCAAAUUAGUGAGAAGUAAAUCUUUCAGUUGCUUGAAUAAGGACAUGAGAAAUCAGUUCAAAACAAAUAAAACGAUAGAAAAACCAAAAGUUCCAAUGAAAGUAUCGUCACUUCUCGCUUGUAUCGAGAAUGUUGUGAAAAAUAAUUCUGUUGAAAGUUUCGAACCCGGAAGUACAUCAUCACCACCAAAUAAAAAAAGUCCCUUAAAGCAACCUUCUGUUACUGAUUGUAACGAGGAUAAAUCGGAUUAUUCAGCGAGGGAUGUGAAGAAAACCAUUAGAUCAUCUAAAGAUAGUCCAUCGAAAUCGCCAUCAAGGAAGAGAAAUAUCUCUACGAAGGAGAGUUCAGUUCUUUCUUGCAUAGAUGACGUUGUGAGUUGUUCUCAAGGUCCCCAAUGUUCAUCGGAAGAUUUUGACGAAGGAAAAACGAAACAAUCACCUGAUCUUGAAGCAGUGAAUAAUCGAAAAUUAGACACAAAUCAAAAUUCACCUAAGGCGAUGACCACCAAUAGAACGCCUGUUUCUCGUAGAAAAAAUAGCGAAGCUUUCUUCCAAAGGACCAGAUUGAGAACUGGUCACCUGGAGAGAAGGAGACUCACUCAAGAAUUCAAGCAAGAUGAUGAGUCCAAAGAAUCGAAGGCGAGCGUGGAGUGUAGUCCUCGAAGGAUGAAAUUGAAGAGACGAACGAUAGCAGUUGUUCAGAGCAACGGGAUGGUACCAGUGGAUAAUGUGUUGUUGAACGACUGUGUCUCACGGUUAUCCGAACAUAAGAAAAACAUAUUUCGAGGGGUACCCAAGGAAAAGGUGUGUCAGAUCUGUGAGAAAUCCGGGGAGGUGGUAAAAUGUAGGGGACCUUGUAAUGGUGAUUUUCACGUUAAAUGCAUAGAGAACUCUCUGAAGGUAACGGAAGAAUGUACUUUGAAGGAGGAGAUAGCGCUGAAAGAGAAAGAUGGGAUGUCGGAUAACAACAAGCAAGUCGAAAUAAGCACAAUUGUAUCGAGGAAAAAAUUUGUUGAUAACGUCAUCCUAUCUCCGGUCAACAACAAAGUCCCCAUGAUAGAGCAAUUCGAUCGUAAGAUGAAAGAACUGAUGAAUCAUGUGGAAUCGCGAAUCUCUAUAGAAUCCAGCGAAUCGAGUAUCGAAGACCUCGAUGCUGACAAGAAUCGUUCGGUUCAGGAUAAAAACGGCAAAAAACCCAAGAAAAGCAGAGGUUCUUUCAAACACGUCACCGCGGACGAUGUCCGUGAAAUAAACCUGUUCGAUUCAGAGAUUUCCAAGUCGAAAGCUGAAAUUUCCGAACAAAUGAUGUAUGCAGACGAGGUUUACAAAUGUCCAUACUGCACGUCCACAGUUAUACCGCCCUGUUUUGUCUGCAACUCGAUAGUAUCCAAAAAGGGGAGUACGAUGAGACAAAGGUGUUCGCUGCAAAAAUGCGGGAGGUACUACCAUUUGGAAUGUCUGAACGUCUGGCAUCAGACCCAGUGGUCGUUCAUAUUGCACGAUAAGAGAAAAACCGAAGCUUUCGACAGUUUCGUCUGCCCCCGCCACUCCUGCCAUAUUUGCGCGUCCGAAAAUUCGGGAUUUUCGAUGGGAAGAUGCCCCAACGACAAAUUGGUGAAAUGUUUGAGGUGCCCGGCCACCUACCACAACAGCUAUCAUUGCGUCCCGGCUGGUACUGAUAUUUUGUCUUCAACGCAGAUCAUCUGUCCUAGACACGUCGAGGGUAACAAGAAAUCCAACACCCUCAACACCAUUUGGUGUUUUGUUUGUUCGGAAGGUGGUAAUCUCAUUUGUUGCGAAACCUGCCCGACCAGUGUGCAUGCGGAGUGUUUACCUGUUAAUCUGCUGGAAGACGAUACUUACAUAUGUGAGGAUUGUGAAUCGGGCAGAUUCCCAUUGUACGACGAAGUGGUUUGGGUGAAGUGUGGAACCUUUAGGUGGUGGCCUGCCAUAAUACUCUUUCCGAAUGCAGUGCCUGCCAAUGUCGAAAGUAAGCCGCACAGUAAGGGGGAGUUUGUGGUGAAAUUUUUCGGAACCUACAAUUAUUUCUGGGUGGGGAGAGGCAGGGCGUUCUUGUACCAAGAAGGGGAUACUGGGGUUUUGAACAAUACCAAGAACAAAAUCGAUGAGGCUUUCAGUCGGGCCUUGAAGGAAGCAGCGGAUGUUUAUAGAUUCAAAAAAGGCUUGAGGGCGAAAAAGCAGAAAGAGGUGAACAACGGUUUGAAGCCCCCUUCUUAUGUAAGGAUCAAGGUCAAUAGACCUGUUGGUAAUGUGAAGGUGUUUGAGGGAAAUUUGAGUAACACGACUCCUUGUGAGUGCGAUCCUAAGGAUAAGAGCCCUUGUGGACCAAAUAGUAGCUGUUUAAAUAGGAUACUUUUAACAGAGUGCAAUCCGGAAAUAUGUCCGGCUGGACAAAGGUGCAAGAAUCAAAGUUUCGAAAAGAGGGAGUAUCCCCAAGUGAUACCUUACAGGACAACGGGAAGGGGUUGGGGGUUGAAAACUCUGGAACCGAUCAAAAAAGGAAGGUUCGUCAUUGAGUAUGUCGGGGAAAUAAUUGACGAUGAGGAGUACCAGAGGAGGAUAACUAGGAUGCAUCAACAAAAGGAUGAAAAUUAUUACUUCCUAACUAUAGAUAAAGAUAGGAUGCUCGAUGCUGGACCGAAAGGUAACGUGGCAAGAUUCAUGAACCAUUCGUGCCAACCCAACUGUGAAACUCAAAAGUGGACAGUGAAUGGCGACACCAGGGUUGGAUUGUUCGCCAUUGAAGACAUUCCAGCCGAUAGCGAGCUCACUUUCAAUUACAACUUGGAAUGCGUUGGGACGGAGAAGAAAAUUUGUCGGUGUGGAGCUCCGAACUGUAGCGGUUUCAUAGGGGUCAAACCGGAAGAUCAGAAGCCCCUGAAGAAAAAUUCUUCUGUGAAGUCCGUGGAACCGGAGAAACCGGAUGAUGCAAUAAUUAAAGAUAGCUGCUUCGUGUGUGGAAAAGGAGGGGACGUUGGUAGAUGUUCGAAUAAGACAUGCUUUAGAUCAUAUCACCUUGAGUGUGUUCAAUUAGAUUCUUGGCCUAACGGCAAGUGGAACUGCCCUUCUCACAGUUGUAAUAUAUGUUCUAAGAGAACUUCGAGAAUAUGUGUUCUUUGCAAUAAUUCAUACUGCCCAUUUCAUUCCAAUGGAAAUAUUAGACAUGACGAUUCGUUGGGAUUCUUAUGCAGUGAGCAUGACCAGAUUAACAAGAGGACAAGACGUAGCAACCGAACAUUAACUGGGUUAGACACUCCUCAGAAGGAGGGAGUAAUAGAGGGUGAAACGAGUGAGUCACUGCGUUCGAAAAGAUACAGAAAGAGAACUUCGGAGACCAAUGAACCUACAAAGAGACUAAAAUUAGAUAAAUGAAUAGAAGUUACCAAAUAUUAAGUUCCUGCUACAUUUGGCAGAGUAUGAAUAUAUGUACAUAUUUCAGAUUCCUAUUAUUUCAGAUCCUUAGAUUAUUUCUUUACUUUGUAAAUUUUUGUGAUGUUGAAUUUAUUUUUGAAUUUGUAUGAAGUGUGUCUUUAUAUAAUAUGUGCAAAAA
This is a messenger RNA of Coccinella septempunctata (seven-spotted ladybird), 8001 nucleotides long. RefSeq lists its product as uncharacterized. The record is from RefSeq and is a predicted model, not a curated record. The transcript has 11 exons. Gene Ontology annotation, molecular function: protein binding; DNA binding; histone H3K36 methyltransferase activity. Lineage: Eukaryota; Metazoa; Arthropoda; Insecta; Coleoptera; Coccinellidae. Gene Ontology annotation, cellular component: nucleus; chromatin. Bases 261 to 7823 code for a protein of 2520 amino acids. Gene Ontology annotation, biological process: regulation of DNA-templated transcription.